AUGCCGAACGUACUGGUAGUCGGCGCAUCGCGUGGUCUGGGAUUUGAGGUCGCGAAGACGUACUCUCAGAAGGACUACCAGGUCUUCGCCACCACCCGCUCCCCGCCGCCAUCCGUCGACGACAAGAACAUCAACUGGGUUCAAGGCGUGGACAUUGGCACCAAGGAGGGUGGCGAGACCAUUGUGGCAGGUCUAAAGGGCCAACAGCUAGACAUUGUCGUCGUCACGGCCGGCUACUUCCCAAAAGAAUCGCUUGACGAGCCGGACUUCGACCAGGAGCUCCAAACUUACAAGACCUGUGCGAUAGGACCAGUGUUCGUCGUUCACGCCCUCUACAAGGCAAAACUGCUGCAGUCAGGUACCAAGGUCAUCCUGGUGUCUUCCGAGGCGGGCUCCAUCGGGCUUCGGCACGAGAGCGAAGGGGGUGGAUUGUACGCCCACCACGGAUCCAAGGCAGCCUUGAACAUGGCCGGAAAGCUGCUCAGCCUUGACCUGAAAGAGGCGGGUGUUGCUGUCGCGAUGGUCCAUCCCGGCUUCAUGCGCACUGACAUGACGAAGAACGUGGGCUUUGACAAGUUCUGGGAUGCUGGUGGUGCGGUGACACCGGACGUUGCUGCAAAGUCGAUGGUUGAGUGGGCGGACACUUUCGACAUUAGCCAUACCGGCGAGUACUGGGCUCCGAGGGGUCCGGGUGACAUCGGUACCGCUGAGCAGAUGCUUGGGCCCAAGGAUAAGCUGCCCACACCUCUUCAGUUACCCUGGUAG
Messenger RNA from Saxophila tyrrhenica, 765 nucleotides. RefSeq lists its product as uncharacterized. The transcript is spliced from 2 exons. The record is from RefSeq and is a predicted model, not a curated record. Gene Ontology annotation, molecular function: oxidoreductase activity, acting on the CH-OH group of donors, NAD or NADP as acceptor. Lineage: Eukaryota; Fungi; Ascomycota; Dothideomycetes; Mycosphaerellales; Extremaceae. Bases 1 to 765 code for a protein of 254 amino acids.